CACUCCCCCUUACGAUUAUAGGCUCCGUCCCCAUUCCACAUCCUAUGAUUGCUCGAUCCGUAUUUCGCUCAGGUUUGUGCUGAGCUAGUUCCGCUUUGUCUUCCCGUCCUGCUGCCAGUCAUGCCUGGUCCUUCCGAGUCCCUAGCUCCACACCGAGUUGCAUCUUACCCAGGCGCAGAGGCCUCUUCGAUUUGCCACAACCCGAUCCCUCCAAUCGUGACGCGCAGCGAAGGUAACGGGCAGUCUGCGGCUCUACCCAUGAGCGAUCAUCGGGACCCCGAAGUUACGAAAAUAACCAGGUUCGCCAGAAGUAGUAACACCGCAUCGCUGGCCUUCGCACCGGGAACGCCCGCGCCGAACCAAACAGCUAGGACAGGCAGCAAGCCGAGCUUGAGCUUGGGGUCAGGAUCCCAAGAGAUGCGCGGCGCCGUUUCUUCCGAAGGGCCCGCGAGGGACAGUAGCGCAUCGCAUGCAGUCGGCGAGGUCGCCUUAGCAGGCCGAGAGCAGCGCGCACAGAUCGGCGGAGCGGAGAGGGAAGCGGAGGGGGGAGCGGAGAGGAUUGCGGAGGGGAUCGCCGAGGGGCGAGUGGAGGGGGAAGCGGAGGGGAAAGUGGAGGUGGGGCCGGAAGCGAGGGCGGAGGGCGGCAGUACCUCGAGUCGAGGUCGGCAGGUGCUGAUUCGGGUGAAGCGGAAGCGCGGGGAGGCGUCAUCUGACGUGAUCGUGGUGGAGGCGGCACCCAGGGGCGGCAGGACCAAGCUCGCGCGCAGCCACGUGGAGGCGCUCCAGGCGCUGAGCCUGGGCGGUGGCGGAGGGAAGGCGCAGGCGGCGCGGGAGGAGCGGGGGAAACGGGAGGAGAGGGGAGGAGCGGUCGCCGAGGAGGCAACGGCUCUGGAGGAUCGAGGGGGAGACGCGUCCGCUUCAACCGCUCCGGCGCCCCGCGGCGGGUCGUCGGGUCGGCGGCUGGUGUUUCGGCGCGUGGACUCCAUGCCGUGGGCGAGCCUCCGACACGCAGGGGCCGCCGACAGAACGCUCCGCCGACUAAAGCUGCAGCUGCUGCAGCAGCAGCAGCAGAGUGCGCCUCAUCAGGCGCAUCCGCACGAGCAGCAGCAGCAGCAGCAGCAGCAGCGGCGGCGGCGUGUGGCGGGAGCGCACGUGGCAAGCAGGGGGGAAGCCGAGAACGGUCACGCAGAGAAGUCUAAGUCGUCGCUCACGUCCGCGUCCUCGUCCGCGUCAGCGUCCGCGUCCGCGUCUGCUUCCGCGCCCGUGUUGGAGGAGCAAUGGCGCAGCGUGGCGGGCAGCAGCGCCCCCCGCCUGCGAGUGGCAGCCAGCAGAGCAAGAGAGGUCUCAAGAGCGCAGCGUCAUGCUCUUCUGCAGCAGAAGAGAGUUGGUGCCCCUGCUUGUGCCGCUGGAGGGAGGAGAGCAGGGAAGGAAGAGGACACCAGGGCAGGAAAUGAAGCCAGCAUGCCAAGCUUGGGGAAGGGGAAGGGUGCAGAAGCAGGCGCUGUUUUGGUGGAGGGGAGAAAACGGCCGGAAGUUGAGGGAGGGGAGCAGGAGGAGGAGGGAGGAGAGGGGGAGGAGGAGGGGGGAGGAGAAGGGGAGGAGGAGGAGGGGGAGUGGAUGCGGCUGUUCAAUGUGGUGGAUGCAGAGCAGGUGCGGGCAGCAGAGGAGGAAGCUGCUAGAAAGGCCAGGCGGAGAGAGCAGGCCCUCAGGGAGCGCGAGGCACGGGAGGGGCAGCUGGCGUGCAACUACCUGCCGCUGCUGAGGGAGUUCCUCCCAGAGGCAGCACGAGAGAUGGAGGAUAAGCUGCAGCAGCAGCACAGAGGCGCUGCUUCUGCUGCUGCUGCUGGUGAUGAUGAUGACAUCAGAGGUCAAUCUGGUUCAGAAGAAGGUCUCCUGUCACAGCAGCAGGAAGAGCAGCAGCAGCAGCGGCAGCAGCAGCAGCAGCAGCAGCAGCAGGACGCGGAUUCGGAUGAUGUGUGCGACCUGUAUUGCAUGGAGGGGUGUCUCUCCGAUGGCGAUGAUGACGUGGAAGGGCCGCUUUUCUCAUACCUCAAACACACUGCUGCGUACCCAACGUUGCGCAUAUGUGACAACCACAUGUUUGACGACAGUGGGGAGCCGAUCACUCUCGAUAAUGGCGGGGUGCUUCUCUCAGAGUCUGACAGUGAAGACUCCAAUGCGGAGAACAACCCUUUGAACGACUACGGGGAUGAGGACGAGGAGGAAGGCGAAGAGGCCAUGUGGGGAACGGAUGGUGACGAUGAGGAGUCCGAAGAGUUCGACAGCGACGAUGACUUCGACAUUUAAUGUGUUUGUUCGUAACUGUUGGAACCUUUUUUGCCUCCUUUUUCAUGUAUGAGUCCCUUUCAAUCUGUUUGUAAGAAUGGUUCGGGACAGUGGGGUUGAAGUUAUGCUGUUUGUCCUAUCUCUGCUGUAGGGUGACAUUGCAACAGCACAGCCUGGCCAGUUAC
Messenger RNA from Closterium sp. NIES-67, 2471 nucleotides. The record is from the annotation of a GenBank genome assembly. NCBI's taxonomy places the organism in Eukaryota, Viridiplantae, Streptophyta, Zygnematophyceae, Desmidiales, Closteriaceae.